This is a messenger RNA of Anopheles nili, 1643 nucleotides long. It is a transcript of the gene Con, whose product is annotated as connectin. Bases 12 to 1643 code for a protein of 543 amino acids. The transcript has 3 exons. Gene Ontology annotation, molecular function: protein binding. The record is from RefSeq and is a predicted model, not a curated record. Lineage: Eukaryota; Metazoa; Arthropoda; Insecta; Diptera; Culicidae.
CCGGCUUCACGAUGACAGCAGCGACAUAUCACAACCUAGCGCUAGCGCUGCUAGUGCUGUGCGUGAUCACCAGCCCAAUUGAGAGCCGGUACCGUGAAAAGGACGCCAAAAAGAUAAAAUCCUCGCAACCGAACCUGCCCCAGCUGGUUGUACCUUCGCCGCUGAUGAACCUCUGUUCGGGCGACCGAGAAAUGAAGCUGGUGUGCCAUUGCUCGCCGGAUGAUCCACACGUAAAAGCGCAAAAAGCGAACUGCUGGAUCUUCAGCAAGGAACUGCCUCGCAAGGAUACCAACUGGCUCGCUUUCCAGACGCAGGCGACGCUCGAGCAGCUCAAAAUCACGGUGCAAAAGAUUGGCAACCUCGCGUACAUACCAUCGGACGUGCUGCAUACGCUCAAGUACCUGAAGCAGCUGACGAUCGAGUACGGCGUGAUACCGGACCUGCUGAACUACGCGUUUGGUAACCUGACCGAGCUGCGCAACGUGACGCUGCACAAGAACCAGAUCCGAAUCGUGCACCCGUUCGCAUUCGCGAACCAUCCGUUCCUGGAGGAGAUCAACCUCGAACGCAACGAGAUCCUCGAGCUGGAUAAGGAGGCGUUGGUGCAUCUACCGGCCCUGCGCAAGCUCAAUCUCGACUACAACAACCUGUCAAUGCUGCACGACGACGUGUUCACCUAUCUGACGAGCUUGGACGAGCUGAAGCUCGAAUCGAACCAGAUUGCGGUGUUGACGCGUGAAAUCUUCAAGGGCCUCGGCAAUCUGCGCAUCCUCAAGCUGACCGCCAACAGUCUCACCUUCAUUGGUGACACGAUCUUCGCGGAGUUGUGGAGCCUGCAGGAGCUGGACCUGGACCACAAUCAAAUCGAGAAACUCUCCGCCCGAGCCUUCGAUGGGCUGAACAACCUGCGGAAGCUGAACCUCGAGAACAACCGGUUGAAACGGCUCGAGCGAGGCAUCUUCACCGGUGUGCCGGCCGUACUCAACCUGAACCUUAACGCGAACCAGCUCGAAACGAUUACGUACAACAACUUCCUGCCGCUAAUGGACAACCUCGUCAACAGUACGGCCAUUCUGCACCUCAAAGAAAACCGAUUCCUGUGUGACUGCCGGCUGCUGUGGCUGUUCGACCUGCGCAACAACACCAAAAACGAGGAACUGCGGUACACGCUGCAGCACGUCGAGUGUCUGUACGACCUGAAAGCGGCGUACAUGGCACCCGCGAUGCCCCACAACCAGCUGAAGGACUUCGGGCGAACCGCGCACGAGUCCAUCCUAUUCGACGAGGACUACUACGACGACGGUGGCCACCGGAAGCCGGGCGUAGUGAUGCAGAAAAAGUACGGCUCGAGUCGUCCGGUUGGAGAUGCCAGCCCAAAUCCGGCUACCCUAGACAAGAACCAGCUACAGCUCGUUACGCUGAUGAAGCUACGCAAGGACACCAUUCUGCCCUGCCCGAAGGAGCUGGAUGAACCGACGGAGCUGCCGCUGUCCCGCGAAUCCAUCGGGUUCGAUCUGGGUUUGCGUUCGUCAGUGACGGCAACCUCGGUGGCUGCUAGCUCGCGUCACCUCACCUGUUGGUCGCUAGUGCUGCUCGGUGCGAGUUCUCUGCUCUACCUGGCCCGACCCAAUCGGGAAUGUUAG